AUGCGCUCAACUCCUACCAACACCAAGAUGACGAGCAUGUCGUUGCGAAGCUUCUUGGCAAGAGCACGGGCGGCAUUGGCAGCACCUGCCAGUGAGCAGUCGUUGCCAUUGACCUUUGUAGUUGGAAAUGAAUCAGCUGACAUUGACUCACUCUGCUCUGCGGUGAUGCUGGCGUACCUGCGCACGUCAAGCUCGUCAAAGCUGUACAUUCCACUCUCCAACCUGCCGCGCCCCGACCUGGCGUUGCGGACGGAGAUGAACGCGGUGCUUGGAGCAGCCCAGCUGCAACCUUCAGAUCUCCUCACGCUAUCAGAGCUACCGGACAAUCUGCGCGCCGAAGACACGACGUGGAUACUCGUGGACCAUAAUGCCCUCACUGGGCCUUUACACAAACGCUUCGCCGGCAGGGUAUCGGGUUGCGUGGACCAUCACGCCGAGGAGAAUGUCGUGCCCAAGGACGCGGCCCCAAGAGUGAUCGAGCCCUGCGGCAGCUGCAUGAGCCUCGUCGUAGAGGAGAGCAAGCCUCUAUGGCAGGGCCUCGCGCAAGAGGAGAAGGCCAAGCUGGCCAACUUGGGUCUCGCCGCCAUUCUGACCGACACCAUCAACCUGACCGCCGAACACAAGAUCAAACCCAAGGACAAAACGUCGGCUGCGUUCCUAGCGGAGAAACUCAGCGGCACAGACUACGACCAGACCAGGCUCUUCGAGGAGAUAGGCAAGUUGAAGGAGGAUCUGUCGGAACUGUCCAUCAGGGAUAUCCUCCGGAAAGACUACAAGGAGUGGAACGAGAAUGGGCUGAAUCUAGGCAUCAGCAGUGUACCACAAGGACUCGCCUAUCUCCUCGAUGAGAAAGCGGCGGGGCGUGUCGACAGCUUCUACGGUGCGCUGGAGGAAUGGGCCAAGGAGAAAGGGCUGGACGUCGUCAGCAUCAUGACCACUUCGCAUCCUGGGGGUGAGUUCCAGCGGCACCUGCUGGUCUGGGCACGCAGCGAAAGAGGGGAGCAGGUUCUGGAGAAAUUCGUCGACGCUGCGGAGAAGAAUCUGCAGCUCGAGAAGUUUGCCGACGGGAAACUGGAUCAGGGGAUGACCAGGCUGGCGUGGCAGCAGAAGAAUCUGGCAGCCAGUCGCAAACAGGUCGCCCCUUUGCUCAGAGAAGCUCUACAGAAGGCAUGA
Molecule: messenger RNA, 1173 nt
Organism: Emericellopsis cladophorae
Lineage: Eukaryota; Fungi; Ascomycota; Sordariomycetes; Hypocreales; Bionectriaceae
Product: Exopolyphosphatase-like protein
Exons: 2
Coding region: 1-1173 (390 amino acids)
Cellular component (GO): cytoplasm
Molecular function (GO): exopolyphosphatase activity
Source: RefSeq, a predicted model, not a curated record